Molecule: messenger RNA, 2544 nt
Organism: Rhinolophus ferrumequinum (greater horseshoe bat)
Lineage: Eukaryota; Metazoa; Chordata; Mammalia; Chiroptera; Rhinolophidae
Gene: IKBIP
Product: IKBKB interacting protein
Source: RefSeq, a predicted model, not a curated record
AGUUCCCGCGGCUUGCACGUGCCGGGGAACUACGAUCUCCUCAGGUCUGCAGCAUUAACGCAGAGGAAGCGGAAGGUAGGGUCCUCACCUGUCACAGCUGGGGGAACUUGAAGACCGGAGGACGCCUUGAAGCAGCAAGGAUGGCAGGGAGAAGGAGGGGGCUGGUUUCUGGGCGGCGCUAAAUCUGGGCGGGGGCGCGGUCAGGGCCGAGGCUUCCAACUGAGGCUAAGGCGGCCACGUCCAGCUCCCCCAGGUUGUAAAGGCCGCCCCGGGUUUGUAGUGCUCAGGACCUCCAGACAUGUCCGAGGUGAAGAGCCGGAAGAAGUCGGGGCCCAAGGGAGCCCUCGCAGAUCUUGGGAAGCGAAGCGAGGGCGGGAAGAACCUCGAAGCCCGGGAUCGUAGAGGCGCAGGCUGGGUGGACCCCCGGACUGGCGUGAGCCUGCUGUCGCUGGGGACGUGCCUGGGCUUGGCCUGGUUUGUAUUUCAGCAGUCAGAAAAGUUUGCAAAGGUGGAAAACCAAUACCAGUUACUGAAAAUAGAAACAAAGGAAUUCCAAGGGCUUCAAAGUAAAAUCAAUUUAAUUUCAGAAAGCUACCAAAAGUCUGAAGCUAUCAUGGAACAAUUGAAGUCUUUUCAAAUAAUCGCUCAUCUAAGGCGUCUACAGGAGGAAAUUUAUGAGGUGAAAACUUGGUCCAAUAGGAUAACUGAAAAACAGGACAUAUUGAACAACAAUUUGACAACUCUUUCCCAAGAUGUUACAAAAGUAGACCAAAGUACAACUUCCAUGGCAAAAGAUGUUUGUCUCAAGAUUACAACUAUAAAAACAGAUAUACGACGUAUUUCAGGUUUAGUAACUGAUGUAACAUCAUUGACGGAUUCUGUGCAAGAACUAGAAAAAAAAAUAGAAAAAGUAGAAAGAAAUACAGUAAAAAACAUAGGUGAUCUUCUCUCAAGUAGCAUUGACCGAACAGCAAUGCUUCGAAAGACAGCAUCUGAAAAUUCACAAAGAAUUAACUCUGUUAAGAAUAUACUUUCGGAGCUAAAGAAUGAUUUUAACAAGCACACAGAUAGGUUUUUAAGCUUAGAAAGUGACAGAGCUAAAGUUCUGAAGACAGUGACUUUUGCAAAUGCUAAACCAAAGGUGUAUAAUCUAAAGAAGGAUUUUUCCCGUUUGGAACCAUGUAAUGACUUAACACUACGCAUUGGGAGGUUGGUUACUGACUUACUCCAAAGAGAGAAGGAAAUUGCUUUCUUAAAUGAAAAAAUAUCUAAUUUAACAAUAGUCCAAGCUGAUAUUAAAGACAUCAAAGAUGAAAUAACACACAUUUCAGAUAUGGAUUGAUUUUAAAUUAUUCAGACUGAAGUAACUUUUUUUAAAAAAAUGGUAUCCCUUGUCAUAAUAUAAAAAGACCAGUAAGUCAGAAAUAAUGAAAUGUUGGAGUAAUACCAUUUUUUUUAUUUGAUUCUAUUUUGUACAGCAAAAAUAAAAUUUUUUAAAGGGUUGAGCACUUGAUUCUUCAAAAUGAAUAUUAAUACAUAUACUUGCAACUUUAUAUAGCAAGAACCUUAUGCAUCUCACACACACUAUUCUUCCUAAUAGGAAGAAGCAGGAUCUGCCAACCUAGCACUGGGAAAUAGAUGGGGCAGGAUCUGAACCCCUACAUGCCCUCACCGCCAGGGAGCACAGGAUGUGUGGUUGGGGCCCUAACUGGAUCUUGCUCACCGCAUUCAGAGUUAAAAAGAGAUAAUUGAUUAGAUAAUAUCUGAGAUAAGCACCGUUGGGAGUAGCUGACUCCCCUCACCCUUCUCCCGCCUCUCCCCACCCCCUCACCUUUGGAUUGCACAAUAUAGAUAUAUCCAACUCCACAGGGCUCUUCUUACAUUGUGAUCGACACUCCUCCCAGCAAGAGGUGGUGUCUGCAUUACUUUUCCCUGAAGCUGGGAUUUGGUCUUCUGGGACUUCUGAUGUGACCAAGAGCAUAGUGGAAGUGAUGCUAUAUGACUUCCAAGACUGAAUCCUAAGACUCAGCUUCUGCCUGGCUCCACUGUGAAGCCCUGAAGUGCAGCUGCCCUGAGCUGUAGAUGUUGAGGAAAGACUGAGCCACUAACAGGGAUCUCUCCAACCUGGAUGAGUGAAAAAGCCUUUGGAGAUGACCCCAGAGCUACCAUCUGACUGUAACUUCAAGACACAGACCCGGAAGAAUCCAGCAGAGACGCUCCUGAAUUCCUGACCCACAGAAAGCUUGAAAUUAUAAAAUCUCAAACCGUUGCAUUUCAGAUGAUGUUACACAUCACUGGUGAUGCUCAUUUACCAUAGCCACUGGCUCGGGCUCAGACUGCCGCCCUUUUCACCAGUUUGGCUCAAAUUUGCACCCUAACCUGUCUGCAACCCAAGUAAAAGCUUGGAACCUUAAACAUGACCAGGUGAUGAUGAUAUAGAGAAGUUAACAUGCAAUUACCAUGUUUCCCUGAAAAUAAGACCUAGUCGGACCAUCAGCUCUAAUGCGUCUUUGGAGCAAAAAUUAAUACAAGACUGGGUAUUAU